Molecule: messenger RNA, 1452 nt
Organism: Aspergillus homomorphus CBS 101889
Lineage: Eukaryota; Fungi; Ascomycota; Eurotiomycetes; Eurotiales; Aspergillaceae
Exons: 6
Coding region: 1-1317 (438 amino acids)
Source: RefSeq, a predicted model, not a curated record
AUGUCCACGGCCGGCGACGACGAAAAAAAAUGGUACCCCAUAGGACAGACGGUGGAAACCCCUUCGCGCGCUGCUCGACGUACCGGCCGUGCCGUGAAGGAUGGUGGUGACGAUGAUGAUGGGACCACCUUUGCUUUUGCCGACGCGGACAUGGGCAAAUUAAACCGAUAUCUCCAUGGUGGAAGAGUUUUACCACUCGAUAAAGACAGUUUCUGCCAAAAGGUUGGAAUCUUGGACCAGAGCAAGAUCACCGACCACAUCUGGACCCAGAUCAAUGAUUUGAUCGGUACUUACAAAGAGGCAAGUCGAAUCUACAAGGACUGCACCGAUUUCCUUGGUGAUGACAGCUCUGAAAAACGCAGACAGUGGACGAAAGAGGAUGGCGAUGACAGCGCCUUCGAUGCCCUCUGUACUUUUGAUAAGAUGAACACUCUUGCGUCUCAGAUUUACGGCUAUGCAGACAACGCCGGGGCUGAUGACAGCUCUUAUUAUUUGUUCAUGCUCAACCAGUGCAAGAAAUACAACGAUGAUAACGCAACUGACCAGCAGAAGCAGGAGGCCAGGAAAGCCAUCCUAGAUGCCACGGAGGAUUUGCUUAGUGAUGUCGAACCAAUGCAGCUCCACGCUGCUAAGGUCUCGGAUGCACUGGAUGUUUUUGAAAAAGCCUGUGACAAGAGAGAGGGUGCGCUCGUUGACUCUGAAACUAGCAUGACCUCCAUUCUCAAUGAGGAUCUGGGAGACAUAGACGAUUUGCAGGACAAGAUUGCGUCGCAGCUUGCGGAUAUUGCGGCCGACCAGAAAAUCAUUGAUGCGGAUCGCUAUGAUCAACAAAUGACAGCGGCAUACGUUUGGAUCCCUAUCAUCGGGACAAUUGCCGGCCCCAUCGUAUUUGCGGAAAGACAGGCGGAUAUUGAGAAAUACGAGAAGAAGAUUGCGGCCCUGAAGGAUCUGAUCAGUUCCGAGCAGGACAAGAUUGCAUUGCAUCAGCAACUACAAGGUCAUGUCACUGCAAUGUCGAAACAAUGUCAGGACUUGAAAGCACUCAUCGGUCCGGCUAGAGAGACGGCCGAGAAGCUUAAAGGUGGCUGGGACUUGAUGGGAGAUGAGAUUAGAAAGGUCCACAAUACCGCGGAGAAGUUUGAAAACAAGAUCCCCGGCGUGGACUUUGCUGAUAUCCAGCUCCAAUCUAUUGUUCGGGAGUGGAAAAAGCUCUACGAGGGUGUCACGGAGUAUAUCAAAACGGCUCCAGUCCUACCGAGGACUGAUGUCAUGUCAAUUGAUGACUACCAUGAUCAGAUUAAGGACUUGAUCAACUGAGCCUGCACAUGGACACGGAAUGAUUGCUUGGAUUAGGAUAAAAACGACAGAGUAACGAGCUGUGGAAGGUAGUAGGGAGAUUGUUAAUCAAAUAGCACGUGAAUUUAUAUUCUUAACCAUGAUGUACGGGGUCCC